AGGAGGGAUGAAGCCAGCAGAGAUCAGAUUCUCUCUACAGAGACCUCUACAGCACAGAGAUCCAGACAUGGCACCUACAAUCACUGCAGCAAUGACCAAUUCUCAGGAGCAUCUGACUCUGACCCACAAGCUCAGAAAGCCUCUGGUGGAGAAGUUACGCAGAGAGCGAAUCAACAGCAGCAUUGAGCAGCUCAAGUCUCUCCUGAGUCCAGAGUUCCUCAAACAGCAGCCAGACUCCAAGCUGGAGAAAGCAGACAUCCUGGAGAUGACAGUUUGUGUCCUGAGACGGCUGCAGCAGCAGAAUCAACAGCAGAGAAGACUGCUGAACCACAUCAACAAGCUGCAGUCUUCCUCUGAUAACAACCUGAGAGAGGCUGACUUCUCUUUUCUGAGCUCCACAGUCCAGACCAGCAUCACCAAAGAGAAGAGUCCAGUCAACAGCGCCGUCUGGAGGCCGUGGUAGACACCUACAGACUGGAGUUACUACCAGACAAACUGAGAUGACCAUAUUGGUCAAAGAUUACUGGACUGAAGUCUUUGAAAUGUUAUGGACUUGUUCUUCUGUUUCCUGAGGAAAUGACAGCACCAAUAUCUUUCAAGUUAAGAAAGAGAACAUCUGGUCAUGCAUGUUGCAUGAACCAAAUCUGAUUAAAUCAGCAAUUAUUAUUAUUAUUAUAAUACCUCACUGUACUUCAUGUAUUGUUGGUAUAAGCAAUGGUAACAUUUGUUAUCUUUUGAUUGUUAUUGAUCAUUUUGAUCAGAUACUUUAACUGUCCUUUUUAUGGACAUAUUGUCACCAUGGACUUACCUCACUUUAAUCUCUCCGAUUACUCAAAACUGAUCUGUUGUUAGAUCCAAAUCUUUCUCUUUUUUUCUAAAAGGUUUGCUUAAUGUCACAAUUUUCCUGUGAUACUUUUAUGACUCACUCCAUGUCAUGUGUUGACAUAUGGAGAUGUUUAUUACCUCUUGAUAGGUAUUGAUGAUUUUGAAUUGAUCAAAAAUAUUAUUUGUCCUUUUUAUGGACAUUUAAUCAUAAUGGGCUUUCCCUCACUUUGUGAUUAUUGAAAAAAUAUCUGUUUUAAGAUCACAAUGUUUAUGCUUUUACUGUAAAAGGUUUCUUUAAUGUCACACUGUCACAGUUUUCCAGUGACAAUGUUAUUGUUUAAGAUGUAAUUUAAUUCUCAGAGGUUUCUAAGAACAAUGUGACCUGUUGUAAGGUCAGUUUUUACUAAUUUUUGUCUUUUGUUGACUAAGUAAAAAUGUGUUGAACAAUUUCGGGGAUAAAAGAAAAAAACUGAGAACUGUGUCCUCAAAUAUUGUAAAUGGUUUGUCUUUUAUGAAGUCAGUUGUUCCUUUACUCUCUCGGAGUACAGUGUGUCUUGUAGAAAUCUACAAGUUGUUGUUGUGAUGUAUCAUCACCUCUAGUUGGAGCUUUCAUACUUUGUGGCUCAUUGUUCCUUGUUGAAUAAACAAAUACUGACACCUGAAAA
Messenger RNA from Sander lucioperca (pikeperch), 1490 nucleotides. Its product is annotated as transcription factor HES-2-like. The record is from RefSeq and is a predicted model, not a curated record. Gene Ontology annotation, biological process: regulation of neurogenesis; regulation of transcription by RNA polymerase II; anterior/posterior pattern specification. Gene Ontology annotation, cellular component: nucleus. NCBI's taxonomy places the organism in Eukaryota, Metazoa, Chordata, Actinopteri, Perciformes, Percidae. The transcript has 3 exons. Gene Ontology annotation, molecular function: protein dimerization activity; DNA-binding transcription factor activity, RNA polymerase II-specific; RNA polymerase II cis-regulatory region sequence-specific DNA binding. Bases 8 to 463 code for a protein of 151 amino acids.